UAUUUGUUCCUUUUUGAACGCAGUCGAUGAAAACGGGUUUCCACUGUAUACUUUAAGUGCAAGCGUUGUUCAACACUACUUCAAAACAAAAAACGACGCCAUGCCAGAUUUAACCGUACAGCAAGUGCUUGAGCUGCGCGACAUCCUGCAAUCUUACAACAGCCACAAGGAUACCUACAUGGACCUCUAUCGCAAAAUCGUUAAAAAACACUACACAACAGAGCUAAACAACUUGGUAAAUAGCGAAUUCAACAUUUUAGAUACAGAGCUACACGUUCCCAAGAUACCGCCACUCUCCGUUAAGCCGGAAGAUUACACACCCAUGUUUCAGCUCAGCAAAUUGGAAGAAGUCUACGAGGCCACCACGGCUAACUUGUCCUGGUUGUAGGACUGUUCCGAUCGAUCCUUGGUACUAUUCAGCCAGUAACCAUGUAGCACCCUA
Drosophila kikkawai is the source of this 442-nucleotide messenger RNA. RefSeq names its product kinetochore Mis12-Ndc80 network component 2 (gene Kmn2). NCBI's taxonomy places the organism in Eukaryota, Metazoa, Arthropoda, Insecta, Diptera, Drosophilidae. The record is from RefSeq and is a predicted model, not a curated record.